Molecule: messenger RNA, 1365 nt
Organism: Aspergillus bombycis
Lineage: Eukaryota; Fungi; Ascomycota; Eurotiomycetes; Eurotiales; Aspergillaceae
Product: YjbQ family protein
Exons: 5
Coding region: 1-1365 (454 amino acids)
Source: RefSeq, a predicted model, not a curated record
AUGCGACUUCAAAAGACGUAUGUUCUCGCUGUCAUCUGGGCCGCCAGCGGGGCAGCAGCUGUCACCCAGAUUACUGAUGAGCAGAUGGCGAGUUAUCUUGGCGAAGGAGGGGUGGAACUUGCAGAUCGCUAUGCACCCAUGUGGUUCUUUGGCCAGGCACUUGAGCACCCCCCUUGUUACCCAACGUGGGCCUUUGGAGGAUCUCCUACUUCAAAUGAUGUCUACGACAGCAGCCACAGGACCCCUGCGGCGGCACAGUGCGAGUAUCCAGACGUUGGCUGCAAAUGCCGCAACCCAGGAGUGGCCAUUAACAAUAGGGCACCGGGCUUUCCGAUUUACUAUACCUUUAAAAGGUGUAGUGAUACCGAGGUGCGAGUGGCGUAUAAUCUCUUCUAUGAGAAGGACGGUGCCAAAGUAAUCGGAGUUAUUGACACCGGCCACGACUACGACUGGGAAAGAGUAAUCAUCAUUCACUCCCGGGAUGGCAACAACAUGUGGGCACCAUCGAGAGCACUGCUCUCUUCCCACAGCGGCUAUCACAAUCUAGCCUGGGGGGAUAUCCAGAAUACUCUCACCACGGAGGAGGUCCAAGCUGGAGCAGCCAAUGACCCCAAUGGUGUCCGUAAUAAUGAUCACCCCAAGGUGUAUAUCUCAUGGUCGAAACAUGCCCACUUCGAUACACGCAAUACCGGCUGGGUUGACCCAAUCAGUCAGUCGACGGAUAAUGCGUUCCGUAGUAAUGAUUGGUGGCAUUAUGUUGACAGACAGUACUAUCAUGCUUGUUUUGAUGCUGACAAGUGUAGAUCUUAUCAGAUCACUCCACAGAUGCCGGUAAGGCUUUGGGCAGUGUUGGUUGGGGCAGUGCCACAAGUAAUCCCCCUUAUGUGCAAGAGAGUAUCUGUACUGCUGAGAAAUCUUGAACAUGUGGCGAUGUCCUGGUUCCAAAAAACCUUCUCUCUUCCUCCGAAGUCCCGCGGCUCAUAUCUGAUCGACGACGAGGUCAGAAAACAGCUCCCCGAAAUCAAGGACUACAAGGUCGGAAUCCUACACCUUUUCAUCAAACACACGAGCUGCGCCCUUUCAUUGAACGAAAAUUGGGACGAAGAUGUGCGUGAAGACAUGACCAAUGCGCUUGAGCGAAUUGCGCCUUAUGAUCGGGAGGGGGACCUUUAUCUCCAUUCAGCGGAAGGAGAGGAUGACAUGCCGGCACAUAUUAAGUCCGCGCUAAUCGGAGCUUCCGUUAGCAUUCCGAUUUCUGAUGGAAAGCUGGCCACCGGCACUUGGCAGGGAAUUUGGUAUUUGGAGUUCAGGGCUCAUACGCAUAGAAGAAAUGUUGUCGCUACCAUUCAGGGAGAGAAAAAAUGA